CUCUGGCGGCCGUUUCUAUUUUCUCUCUGGUUUGUCGUCGGGUCGCCUGCAAGGAAGGGGUCUUUGUUUGCGUUUCACGUUCGCGACGCACGGUAUCAUCUGCGACCGCGACUCCAUCCUAUCGCUGCCGAGACGGAAUGUGCCCGCAUAAGUGGAAGCGUGGGUCUCGCUCCUCCCGGUCGAUGUGAAAUGUCGUGUAGUGUGCCAGAGUGGCGCCGUCGUCGAGUGCAAGUGCAGUGAGGUGCAGUGGUGUGUGCGAAAGAGCGUGGGUCGGUACGGCCACGGCGACCGAAGUGCGUGGAGGUGGCGGCGGCCGCACGGCCAUGACCGGAGAUAUGCCUCUAGGGAGCGCGCACGCGUUCGGGCGCGCCUUGCUCCGGGACGGGGCGCUGCCACCGCUGGAGCCGGGCCCGCCCGCGCCGCCGGCCAGCAACGCGCAGCCGCCCGACAAGAGGCCGCCAGCCGCCGCCGCCAGCCCCGAACAGGUCAUGAAGCUAUACAUGAACAAACUCACCCCUUACGAGCACCGCGAGAUAUUCGACUACCCCCAAGUGUACUUCAUAGGCGCGAACGCUAAGAAACGGCCCGGGCUCGUGGGCUUCCCGAACAAUUGCGAGUACGACAACGAGCAGGGUUCAUACAUACACAUACCGCACGACCACAUAGCUUAUAGAUACGAGGUGCUCAAAGUUAUCGGCAAGGGCAGCUUCGGACAAGUGGUGAAAGCGUACGACCACAAAAAACGUGAGAAUGUUGCUCUCAAAAUGGUGAGGAAUGAGAAGCGUUUCCACCGCCAGGCGCAGGAGGAGAUCCGUAUACUGGAGCAUCUCCGCGAGCAGGAUAAAGAUAAUACGAUGAACGUAAUACACAUGUUCGAUUCUUUUACGUUCAGAAAUCAUACGUGCAUCACUUUCGAGCUGUUGUCGAUAAAUUUGUAUGAGCUGAUAAAGAAGAACAAGUUCCAAGGGUUCUCACUGCAGCUGGUCCGCAAGUUCUCGCACAGUCUGCUGCAGUGUCUCCACGCCUUGAACAAGAACAGGAUCAUUCACUGCGACAUGAAGCCGGAGAAUGUGUUGCUGAAGCAACAGGGACGUUCCGGAAUCAAGGUGAUAGACUUCGGCAGUUCGUGCUACGAGCACCAGAGGGUGUACACGUACAUCCAGUCGCGGUUCUACCGGGCGCCCGAGGUGAUGAUGGGCGCGCGGUACGGCAUGCCCAUCGACAUGUGGAGCUUAGGCUGUAUCCUGGCGGAACUGCUCACAGGUUUCCCGUUGCUCCCCGGCGAAGACGAGGCGGAUCAGAUGGCGUGCAUCAUAGAACUGCUGGGGAUGCCACCGCAGAAGCUCACAGAACAGGGAAAGAGAUCCAAAAACUUCAUUAGCAGUAAGGGUCUGCCGCGAUACUGCACGGCGACCACGCUGGCUGAUGGCAACACGGUGCUUAGUGGAGGCAUGUCGCGGAGAGGCAAGCCCCGCGGCCCGCCUGGCUCCAAGAGUUUUGUUACGGCCCUCAAAGGGUGUCAAGAUAAAUUCUUCAUUGACUUUAUUAGAAGGUGCCUAGAAUGGGAUCCCGACAAGCGGUUAACGCCUGCGCAAGCGCUGCGGCACUCGUGGCUGCGGCGCCGGUUGCCGCGGCCGCCGCACGACGAGGAGCCGCACGCGGCCACCCAACAUGUCAGCCAACACGUCGGCCAACUUGUCAGCCAACUGGCGCAGCCCUCGCACCCGGGCAGCACGUGCGCGCGCGGCGGGUCGCUGCGCACGCCGCUGGCGCGCACGCCCGUCACCUUCACCGCACAACAAGCCAAAGCGAAGCUGCAAGCGGCGCUGUCGGAAGAGGGCGGGCGCUACUGGGCCAGCAAGCUGCCGCACCUGCCCUCCUAGCGCCCGCCCAUCGCUCACACUGCUAAGGUGUCGUCGCUGGAGGCGCAGCGGCGGUCGCUGGACCUGGAGCGGGAGCUGCGCGCCGGCCGCCACUCCGACGGCAGCCUCGACGACCGCGACCAGCGACUGUGAGCCUCUCUCUCUCACUCUCACUCGCACUCUCACUCGCACCCUCCCACGCUGAGGAUACCUCAUCUCCUCAUGCUCUCUGAGACCACCGUGGAAUGCAGUCUUAUCUUACUGCCUGACGAUGACUCAAAAGAAUAUCGUAUCUGGUGCUUUCACUGCCUUUGGUGGAAACCAAUAAAGAAAUUAUACUAAAGGGUAGACCAAGAGCAUGACCGUGAAGAGCGCAGACCAGUCUUCCAAAAAACCAGAAGACCAAGAACUGCAGCCUAAGAAUAUCAAUCUUUAUUAUACAACCUGGACAUGGAUAACGAAUUUGUCAUCAAAGCAUCAAUUCAACGGAUUACUGGUGUCCACGGACUGCGGUGUUUGCUUACCAUCAAACAACCCGCAAACUGUACAUUAUCUGUAAAAAAUACCUCAGUGAAGUAUAUAGGGAGAGCAAUCAUGACGAUAUAUUGGAGGUCUCAGAAUGUGGUCUGUGAAUAUCUAAUAGGCUGAAGAUAUCUCCAAGAAGAAUAGAAACGAGGAUCUCUGAGGAUCGAUCUGAUCGGAGAAGCAUCUAAAGUGAAAAGGCUGAUGUUCGUUGUUACUCCAAUUUGCGUGGUUAUAAGGUCUACAUGUGGUGCCAGUGAAGUCUAAUACAUAGUGUGUGUCAGUGAAGCUGAUUGGUGCGUCGAACAGUGAUGUGUGGUGCGUGUGACGUGAAAAAACAACGAUCAAUACAACACAACGUGAAAUUCAUUUGAUAUAACGAUUCAAAAUUGUUAAAUCUUCCAUUAAUUGAGUUACACGCGAUUUUCUUUGUAUAUAAACGUUUAGUCACUUCCAAAGUUUACAGUGUAUAAAAUUGCAAUUUCGCGUUGUGUGUAUGAAUUGUUAAUCGGACAGCCGCAAGUGACCCGCGUCCCGCCCCGGCCCGCCGCGUCCCGCGACAAUAUUAACCUCAUUCAGCGAUAUUGUCGUAUUGUCUUAAGUAAAUUUGCUAUAUUUUAUGUAAAUACAAUGAAGUGAUAAUAAAAAAAACACUAAUUCAAUUUAUUUAGAAACAAGGAAUAACUAAAUGCAUGGAAAAAUUUAAUUAGUAAAUAGUUUUGUCAAUGUUUUUGUAUAGAAAAUGGCAAGUUAAUUAAGAUAAUAGACGAUCGUGUCGCUGCCACAGUGUAUUAAGAUAAUAGACGAUCGUGUCGCUGCCACAGUGUAUUAAGGGCCUUUUUAUCUAAUUGUUGCAUGUAAUAUUCUACGAUAGUUUUCUCACAAAGCAAUAAAUGUGCAUUGUAUUCCUACACAAUUUACCAUAGUAGAUAUGUUUUACUACAGAUAUAUUAGUUUUAGGUCAUUUUAGGUACUUUUUAUUGUCAUAAUUUGACAGUGCUUAAAGUACAAUCCCUUAUACAGGAGUGCUCCGAAUCACACUUUACAAAUGUUAACUUGCAACACUCAGAUAUGAAGGUCAUCCGCAUAUAAAAGUGCCACGGAUAAUCUCUCGCACGUCAUUUUCCAUGAAAACUGUGCGAGAGACUAUCCGCCAUUUUGUCCAGCGAUUCCCUUGACGUGGCGCCAUCUAUCUACCGACCAUGUAACCAACGCCGCAUCAACGGAACCCGCAAUAUAUAUAUGUUCCUAGCGAGACGCGGCCGCGGGGCCACACUAGUGCAUAGAGGCAAAAUUGAUCUCAAUAAAUAAAGACUAUAAAUAAGUAUAACGGACUCUAGUGGAAUUGUGCGAGAAUCAUUAACGUGUUUUACUGUUUUCUAUGUAUUAUACAUAUAACGUAACGUAAGGACGUAAGAGUCGGGUGUGUUGGUGUUAGUGCCUACUAAGUCUGGUUACAUUUAGGGACCUCGACCACUGUUAACAAACUCUUUGAUCAUUUUACCGAACGACGUUCGCUUCGGAGAGCUGGAUUUUUAAGCACGCGCUUAUUUUACUAAGCGUACUAAAUUCGUAGAAUCUUGCAACGAUGUGAAAGAACAAGAUUUUAACUGAAUUUUUAUGUCAUGCCAAAUGGGAGACGAUCUUGUGGACACUGUUAGCUGUGAAAUUGAUAUUUACCGGAUAGUGUUAGUGUAUAUUAGUGUUGCCAAUGAUCCGCGAGGCGACCGUCUCCAGAGCGAAUGUUACAUGCUGAAAUUCCCUCUCGAAGCCGUAGAAUAAGCGAUACUAUUAUUGUGUGUGACUAAAUAACAAUUUUUUACAAAUCAAAUGUCUUAAUUAAUUUUACAAUCGGUUAAGUUGUACCUCGUGUUAUUUUCUCAAGUGAUAUAGACGGUGUAUUUGUAACAAAAUGGUGACCUUAUAAUCGGAAUUAUUAAAAGGAUGUAAGGGUAGUUAGUUACAAGGCCUUCGCUAAUUAUAAGCUAAGCUAUGCUAUCAUUUUCUGAUUAUAGCAUGGUUAAUGUUGUGAUGCGUUGUAUAAUUUAAUACUAUAUAAUUUAUACAUGCGCUUACAUAGAAGGGGGGUAUGUGAUUGCCCUUUGCCAUAUAAUAUGGAGAGUUACAUAUAUUUCGCGUAUUAGGUAUUAUAUUUUUUUGUGAGCAUUUUACUACUUAUCCUGCUGAAUUGUUGAAUUUGUUACGAGAAAUUGAACAUAUCUGGGCAUUUUUGAAAUGCUUUUUAUGGAGCACCACAGUACUAAUAUUUUGUAUUUAAUUUCGAUAUUUUUUAUUUACAUACAUAAAAAUAUAGUACAGGUCGUAUUUGGUUUUAAAUACGCUUCAAGAAUACCGUAUUAGUGCAAUACGUUUGAGAUGUUGUGACUGAGAAGCGUUAGCUUUUAUAUAAAAUACUUACACUGCGGCCACAUAAUGAGUUAAUGAUGAACAUAUCAUGAAGCUACAUAUAGAACAGAAGCCAGCGCCUCUAAGAACUUUUUGAUGCAUGUUACAUAUAUUGCUGUCUCUUUCAUCCGAUACCCGACCACUAUUAUAUAUUGCGAGGUAUAUACCUCGCAAUAUAUAAUGUGGUCGGGUUUAAGUUUAACAUGCAGCGACCUCUCCGCAAGAAAGAGAGCUUGGCAUCAGAUGAAAGAGAUAUUGUUCAAGUAGUUCUUACAGUGGCAACUUCAUGUGGCAUGGUAUAAUAUAUUUGUCCUCAAUGGUGCCAGUUUACGCUCGCAAUUUUAAUAAUGUGAGAUAGAGAAAUCCAAAUUACGAGUGGAUAAGUAGCUUUAGUAUCAUGAUAAAUAAUUUGACAGCAUUGUCAGUAUAGUAACGCUUGUCAGCCACGGUAUGUACCUUGGUCACUUGUUUUGUCUUCCUGUUUUUAAAGGCCUAUGAUGUAUGUAUAUUAUACUAAAAGCAUUUUUUUUAUUUUUAGUUUGUAGUGAUAUUUUUUCGAUAUACAUAGCUUUUAUGUAUCAAUUAUAGGAAUGAUGCACUUUUUGAUUGCAGUUUUCUGAGUCGGUGAUUUGCUAACUUCAAACUCCCAGGAGACCGGACAUUUUAUAAUUUGUUGACAUUAAAAUGUGUAAAUUUCGUAGUUCGGUAUUGAAUAGCCAAUGGAACAAAAUUUGUAUUUAUAUGUAUAACUGAGCGCACAAUCGGAUUUAGUGAUGUGAUUUACUCAUUAAUUAUAGAAUUCGAAUUUUUAUUAAGGACGUGACGUGUGUGUAAAUCAUUGAAAUUUAUUAAUCAUUAAUAUCCAUUACUUUUUUUUUAAUAAAAAAAAGCCUCCUGGGAGUUUCUUGUGUGCUCGCUCGCAAGUAAUUUUAUUAUUUGACCGUAUCUCACUAUACUCAAAUUAGCAUUUUUAUUUCGAUUAUUGUAUUAAGUUGACUGCCUUUGUGUAUUAUUACGCUCAAUAGAUAUAGUAGGCCGGAACCAUGGAGCUGUAGGCAAUAUUGGAGCCCUCAAUGCGAAGAAGCCCUUUUUGACGCGAAUUAUAUAUAUUGCUAUCACUUUCAUGCCAUCUCUUUCUUGAGCGUUGAAAGGUAUUUACCUGUAUAUAAAUCUCACAAUACAUAAGAAAGAGUGGUCGGGCCACGGAUAAAAAAGAUAGCAAUAUAUGUACCUUGCAUCAAAAAGUUCUUAGCAAUGCGGUACAUAUAGCUUCAUGGUUGGGACUCGCCGCGGUACUGGACCUGCAGGGUGAUGUAAAGUUGAUUAAUAAAUGGUUGAUCACGUGAUGUCACGCUGAACAACCUAAUGGCCGAUCAACUUUUUGUAAUCAACGAUCGCGUCCGCGGUGACCCCACGGCAUUUCUCUUAGGUACUGACAAAUGCGAUGACAUUAGUUUGUUAUGUUUCGGGAGCGAUUCGGAUUCAUCGAAUUGUUGAAAGAAAAUUAAAAUUUCUUAUUCAAAAAUUCGCUGCAUGCAACGCAACCCUAAUAGCAAUUUAAGAUAUUUAGUCAAUUAUUGUAUAGCUUUUUUUAAUUUUACAUUGGGCUGAGACAAGUCAAUUCGUCAGCCUUCGAACUUCAUAUUGUGAUAGCUUAUGAUCCCACUUCUGAUAAAAUGGACUUCCCACAUAAGCUAUCCACUUGGCACCAAACAGUAUUACCCAUUUUUUCGUUUGGGCGUAGAGUUUUUCUUUCGGAAAUAUCUAAGUUUCUAAAUGAGUUUUCCUUUCGGAAAUAUCUAAUUUUCUAAAUAUCUUUACGAUAGUUAGGAUUCUGGCAGACUAGUGAUGGUGUUAUUAGAAAUUGCCGCUCAAUUAUUAUAUUUCUGACGUAAAUAUUUUUUUUUGUUAUCAUUUUUCUCAAGACUAUUUCCCAAGGAAAUAUUCUAUGUCUAAACCAUUUUUUCGUCACCAACUCUCGCAAAACUGCUAAGUAGUACAUUAGUUGAAUUAAGUCUUGUUUGCUACUACAGGCCGUAUAGCAAAGCUCUAGAUAUUAUAGCUUUGGUUGGACCGCUGCAUUUCUCUUGAACCUAGUUUUGUGAAUUAUUGUGUUCUCAUUUUAUAUGUAAAGCUGGUGUUUCACGUCUUGAAACUCGUAGCGACAAUGUGAAAACUAUACAAUUUAAAUAAAUGAAUUAUAUAAAUA
Plodia interpunctella (Indianmeal moth) is the source of this 6999-nucleotide messenger RNA. RefSeq names its product dual specificity tyrosine-phosphorylation-regulated kinase 2 (gene Dyrk3). Gene Ontology annotation, cellular component: cytoplasm; cytoskeleton; nucleus. The transcript has 8 exons. The record is from RefSeq and is a predicted model, not a curated record. Bases 324 to 1883 code for a protein of 519 amino acids. NCBI's taxonomy places the organism in Eukaryota, Metazoa, Arthropoda, Insecta, Lepidoptera, Pyralidae. Gene Ontology annotation, biological process: peptidyl-serine phosphorylation; peptidyl-threonine phosphorylation. Gene Ontology annotation, molecular function: protein serine/threonine/tyrosine kinase activity; protein serine/threonine kinase activity; ATP binding.